Synchiropus splendidus (mandarinfish) is the source of this 2103-nucleotide messenger RNA. It is a transcript of the gene spag8, whose product is annotated as sperm associated antigen 8. Gene Ontology annotation, biological process: positive regulation of transcription by RNA polymerase II. The record is from RefSeq and is a predicted model, not a curated record. Gene Ontology annotation, molecular function: microtubule binding. Bases 310 to 864 code for a protein of 184 amino acids. Lineage: Eukaryota; Metazoa; Chordata; Actinopteri; Syngnathiformes; Callionymidae. Gene Ontology annotation, cellular component: nucleus; cytoplasm. The transcript is spliced from 6 exons.
UCAUCUGCAAAUGUAUUCACCAGCUUCUGUUCCACAACAAGGCUGCUUACUACUGAGAACCUCAAUUGAAAAGAAGCGGGAUUAUGAUCAUUAAAGUCCAUUGAAGAAAAAGAACAAAGACGCUCCGCUUUAUAAAUAGAUGUGUGUGUAGAAUCACGCCGAAGCAGAUGUGUUGGUGUUCAAGGUAAACGCUGUCAGGGCCACAAACAGAAUGGAUGACAUAAAUAAGUUAUUGUAACUACACCAGUCUGCUUGAGACCCAAAUUGAUUCCUGUUUGCAAGCUCACACUCUGUCUUUAACGUGGUGCGAUGGCUCAAGAGGCAGUGAAGACAAGACUUUGCAAAAUUCUGCGUCAUAACUGGGUGGAAGAGCGGGCGGUUUUAGCCAUCGACUCCGCAGACACAUGGGCCAAAAUCCAAAAAUAUGGACACAGGGGAAUCCUCACUGUGGACCAGAACUCUAAAAUGGAGAGCGUCACAACGCAGAGAGCAUAUUUCGCCCCUCCUAAGGGCCCAGGUGUCAGGCUGAAGGGUGUCAGAAAAGUGCUCAAAGAGAAGGAGAUCGCUGAGAUGAUCAGUGAGAAGCUUGAGGCAGAUUCAAGAGAACCACCCCCGAAAACGGACUUCUGCUCCACAACCAAGAGAGAUUUUGGCGUUGAGGGUUUUGUUCCUGCUAUCCCUUUGCCAAAGAAGUCUCAUGACUACACGAAGGACCAGGCUGUCACCUUCUGGAGUGAAAAUUACAAGAAAAUACAUGGCGUGACUAACAUACGGACCCCGACAGCACCGUUCAAUAAGUGGGCCAAGUUCAGCACCCCCAUCAGUGAGCGGCUGGAGGAAGUGUCUGGACAUGGAUGUGAAUGAAUGUUUGUUCAGACGCUUUAGCUCAAAUUCUUCAUCUCUGUUAGAGUCAAGAGUAGAAUUUUUAUUGCUGAAAAAGUCCAGAGUGCAUGAAAAUAAAGACACAGACUACUGUAUCGGAUCAGACUCUACAUGUAAGGAUUAUGUUUAGUAUUGAAGAUUUGAGGGUGAGGUGAAGCUUGACAGAAAGGUGGAAAGGUGCAACUGUGUGAAUGAUUAUGAUGCUGAUAUAUAAUGAUGAGUGAGGUGGUAAUAAAAUAUGGUGGUCGAGGGAAUGAUCUUGGAUUAAAAUCACUUUCACUAAUGGGUGAUAGUAUUUCCUGCAGUAAUUGGCUGCUGCUUCUGUGGCGUUCCUCCUCCAGGUGCUUCUCUGCCUCACACAGCCCUUCACUCACAUUGUGACUUCUGACCGUGUUCAGCUGUAGGAAAUGGUGAAACCUCUGAUGGACGUUUGUCUCCUGCCAAUCACCACCACUCGCUGCAUCCUUCUGCUCCGCCCCCAGCUUCCUGCGGGGGGAUCAUAAGCCGUAGCUAUGGCGACAGACCAUUUCAGCAGGUAUUCAUGCUGAUCUACCCUCCAAACAUAUCAUUAUCAGACGGGAUAAUACACGGGAGCUAAUCUGUCAGCGACAUGUGAGGUUCUGCAGCCAAUAUGGAGCGGCGGAAAAGUUGCCUGCCUCAUUCAUUUGCCUACUCGCCAUGUUUUCUAAGGAGGAGACAUUUUGUGUGUAACAUAAAAUGACAUACAUGCUGAGGACUUUGGUGUAAAGCUGUGCCUGCAUGCAAGUCCAUGCUUCAUGACAGGUAUUCAAGGAAUACAGGUUUCCCAUCAGAACCUUGAGGCCCAGGUGCCGCCGUGGCGGGUUCUAAGAGUGGACUUCAGACUAGUCUCACAGGUCUUAAUUUCCCCCACAAAUGAUCACAUACUUGAGCGCACAUGAUGACAAUUCUCCUCUCGUACAUCUCUAUUCUGAUCAUCUAGUUGCUUGUUGCGGUACCUUGUGACUACUGACAGUAUGUUGAAUAUGAUGUUUCUGGAUCAAAAAAUAUUUGAGGGAAAAUGCCUCUGAAGUAGUAUAAUGUAUUAUCUGUCCCUGCUCGGUCAAAAGUCAAGCUCAGCUGUGGUGUGAUGAAAGGUGCCCCUUUAUUUCUCAUACUCACCUGUGGGAAGUGGCAAUAAUGCAAAAGCACAAAAGCAUACAAGAACUGGUGUAAAGAAGGUGGGUAAAUGAUAUUAGGUUA